This is a messenger RNA of Drosophila subpulchrella, 1183 nucleotides long. RefSeq names its product stomatin-4. NCBI's taxonomy places the organism in Eukaryota, Metazoa, Arthropoda, Insecta, Diptera, Drosophilidae. Bases 109 to 996 code for a protein of 295 amino acids. Gene Ontology annotation, cellular component: plasma membrane. The transcript has 3 exons. The record is from RefSeq and is a predicted model, not a curated record.
AACCAUUUUUGUGUUAUUUGUCUAACAUGUUGAAAGUGUCAGAAAUCAUUUACAAGCCGUCGUAGUCGACAACACCGUCAUCUUAAAUAACCUGAAAAAUCUACUGUAAUGAAUACAAAACCGACGACACCUGAUCCGGCGCUGUUGGCUCAGAGCUCCUCUGUAAACGUAUUUCACGAUGAAUCCAUAUUGCCGCAGCGUAAUGUAAAAACAAGUGAAAGUGUUCCCCCGUCGUGUGCGGAGAAAACCUUGUUUGUGCUUUCGAUGAUUCUGAUAGUGCUUGGGUUGCCGUUUUCAAUUUUCUGCUGUCUCAGGGUAAUGUCGGAGUAUGAGCGAGCUGUGAUCCUGCGCCUGGGUCGUCUUCGGCCCAAACCUCCAAGGGGGCCAGGCGUCAUCUUUGUCGUUCCCUGCUUAGAUGACAUAUUUGUUGUAGACAUACGCACCAGAUCAUUUGAUCUGGAUAGACAGGAAAUCCUUACACGCGACAUGGUGACUAUAAGCAUUGACGGAGUGGUGUACUAUAGCAUCAAGAGCCCUUUUGAUGCGAUGCUGCAAGUAUACGACCCGGAGGAGGCUACAGAGAAGCUGGCCAUGACCACGCUGCGGAACGUGGCCGGCACCCACAAGCUAAUGGAUUUGCUUUCGUCCAAGGAGUACCUGUCCAAUCAGAUCGAAGGUAUAUUGUACAACUCCACAGAGCCAUGGGGAGUACGCGUGGAGCGUGUGGAGAUCAAAGAGAUCUUCAUGCCGGAUCAACUGAAGCGCGCCUUGGCUGUGGAGCAGGAGGCGAUGAGGGAGGCGAAGGCCAAGGUGGCCGCCGCCCAGGGAGAGAGAGAUGCAGUAAAGGCGCUGAAGGAGGCCGCAGACAUUAUGGAGACCAACCCCAUUGCCUUGCAACUGCGAUACCUACAAACCCUGAACUCCAUCUGCAACGAAGAUACCAGAUCCUAUGUCUUCCCUUUCCCCGUAGACAUUGUGAGGAAAAUGAUGAAAUGAUUUGGAGUAAUUGUUUUGAAAACGUUUUUUUGGCUGCACUGGGUACUCCCUACAUAUACUCGGUAAAAAUUACAGUUGUAAAAUAAUAUCCAAGACGAUACAAAAAGGCCAUCCGUUUAUACUCAAUGAAAGGUAAAUUGUUUAAAUUGUUUAUACUACUGGCGAUUAAAAAGAAUCAUAUUGACGA